AUGUCUACUCGCUAUUCAGCAACCUCUUCAGCAGUAACACGCAGCAGCUCUCCUGAUCGACAGGGCUCUCUUUCUGGGUACUGGAGCCCAACAGCCCGAGCUCCAUCUCGAUUGCACAACCGGCAGUACUUUACCCCGCAUGACAUCAACACUGCGCCUCCCAAGACACAUAGCACAGGGCUGGCUAGUGAGGCGCGCUCACUGAGCGAGCUUACUGCUCAUGACCGCCACGACGUGGGAUACAGUAGCUAUGCACGUUCAGAUGAUUGUCCUUCUCUGGAGCCUUCAUUUCCUACACCACCCGCCAAGUCGCGGUGGUCGCAUUCUGCUUCUAGCAUACAGAGCAUGGAUACCCCGCAGCUCGACCAAAAUUCUGAGACACUCAGUGAAAGCUCCGACUUGGCAGAUGAAAAUGAAAGCGUCAUGAUCAUGGAAUUAUAUCGGAUAUCAUGCAACACAAGAGUGUCGACUCCGACUCUUAUCGAAAUUAUCAACAACCAUGAAACUCAUUCUCAGUAUGAAGAUGCGUGUGCAGAUGCCGACAGAUCAUUUUACAAAAAAGCGAAUAAGAGACAUGGUAUGAUAUUCUCGGAUAUGGAAAUUGGUAGUCUAUAUACAUUGGCGCUCCUGUAA
This is a messenger RNA of Fusarium fujikuroi IMI 58289, 633 nucleotides long. RefSeq lists its product as uncharacterized. The record is from RefSeq and is a predicted model, not a curated record. Lineage: Eukaryota; Fungi; Ascomycota; Sordariomycetes; Hypocreales; Nectriaceae. Bases 1 to 633 code for a protein of 210 amino acids. The transcript has a single exon.